UUCCGAAUCGCGUCGCGACCGUGUCCACCGCCGUCGCAUGCCACAACCGGACGGUGUAGUGGGGUGCCGUGAGCGUGGUGUGCAAGAGAGGAGCGUGAGCUGCGUGCAGGAUGGCCACCAUUGACGGACGACCGGCGCAGUAUGGCGUCACGCUCAAGCAACUGCGCGAGCUCAUGGAGCUGCGCGGUGGGGAGGGCAUAGAGCGCUUGGAUAGUGAGUUCGGCGGCAUCCUCGAGCUUACCAAGAAGCUCUACUCCUCUCCCACCAAUGGGUUGAGCGGGAAUGCCAGUGACAUGGAGCACCGACGACAAACCUUCGGCUCCAAUGUCAUACCACCGAAGCCUCCAAAAACAUUCCUCACCUUGGUGUGGGAGGCGCUACAAGAUGUAACUCUUAUUAUCCUUCAGGUGGCUGCUGUGGUGUCCUUAGGUCUCUCCUUUUACAAACCCCCUGCAGAAAGUUCAUCAGGUCCACAAGUUGGUCAUCACGAUGAGGGAGAGGAAGAAGCAGGAUGGAUCGAGGGAGUGGCCAUUCUUAUAUCUGUGGCAGUAGUUGUUUUUGUCACAGCCUUUAAUGACUACACAAAAGAAAAACAGUUUCGAGGUCUACAAAGCCGCAUUGAGGGCGAGCACAAAUUCUCUGUUAUUCGAGGAGGAGAAGUCCAUGAUAUUGGAGUGGGAGAUAUUGUCGUUGGUGAUAUUUGCCAAAUCAAAUAUGGUGACUUGUUACCUACAGAUGGAAUCUUGAUACAAAGCAAUGACCUAAAGAUUGAUGAGUCCUCGCUAACUGGAGAGUCAGACCAUGUAAAGAAGGGGGCUGACACAGAUCCUAUGGUGCUCUCAGGGACACAUGUAAUGGAGGGCAGUGGAAAAAUGCUGGUGACUGCAGUAGGUGUAAAUUCUCAAGCUGGCAUUAUCUUUACACUUUUGGGUGCUGCUGCAGAUGAAGAAGAAGUUGAAGCUAAGAAGAGGAAAAAAGAGGCCAAAAAGCAGCGGAAAAAGCAGAAGAAGGGCGACUCAGGAGAAGAGUUGAUUGUCGCCAAUCCUAGCAAGCAAGGAGAGGGUGAGGCUGGAGCCGUGACGGGUAAUUCUCACCACGCAACAGCAAACUCUGCCAACGCUGACGGUGAUGUGAGAAACAACAAACAUUCAAAGGAAGAGGAAGAAGGAGAAGAAGGUGGAGCCUCUGGGGGUGGAGGACAUGAGAAGUCUGUCCUGCAGGCCAAGCUGACAAAGUUGGCCAUUCAGAUAGGUUAUGCUGGUUCAUUCAUCGCUGUGCUCACUGUUGUGAUUCUAAUAGUCCGUUUCUGCGUAAAAACCUUUGUUUUGGAAGGCAAACCAUGGGACACAUUUUAUGCAAACCAUUUUGUCAAGUUCUUCAUCAUUGGUGUAACGGUGCCUAGGUGUCUUCCCCUUGCUGUUACACUGUCUUUGGCUUACUCUGUAAAGAAAAUGAUGAAAGAUAACAACUUGGUGCGACAUUUGGAUGCUUGUGAAACUAUGGGUAAUGCAACAGCUAUUUGUUCUGACAAAACUGGAACCCUCACCACUAACCGCAUGACAGUUGUUCAGUCAUACAUCUGUAGUGAAGAUCAUAAGACUACUCCAAAGUUUGAGUCAUUACCACAUGCAGUGGGUGACCUCUUGGUGAACGCCAUUAGCAUCAACUCUGCCUAUACAUCCCGUGUUUUGCCAGGACAACCAGGAGAUCUCCCAAAGCAGGUUGGCAACAAAACAGAAUGUGCACUGUUAGGAUUUGUUUUGGAUCUUGGAAAAAGUUACCAGGUUAUUCGGGAUGAAGUCACUGAAGAAAACUUUCAUCGUGUAUACACCUUCAAUUCAGUACGAAAAUCUAUGUCAACGGUGGUGCCUCGCAACGGAGGCUACCGCAUUUAUACUAAAGGUGCCUCUGAAAUUGUCAUGAAAAAGUGCUCCUUCAUCCAUGGCAAAGAUGGCAGAUUUAGAGAAUUUCACAAGUCAAUGCAGGAACGUCUCUUGUUAAGAGAAGAAGUAAUUGAGCCUAUGGCAUGUAAUGGUCUUCGCACAAUCUCAGUUGCAUAUAGAGACUUUGUCACAGGGAAAGCUGAAAUUAACCAAGUGCAUUUUGACUCAGAGCCUAAUUGGGAUGAUGAGGAUAACAUCAUCAACAACAUGACCUGUAUCUGUAUAGUGGGCAUUGAGGAUCCUGUGCGUCCUGAAGUGCCUGAUGCCAUUCGAAAGUGCCAGCGGGCAGGCAUCACUGUGCGAAUGGUCACCGGAGAUAAUAUCAACACUGCCCGCUCCAUUGCUAGCAAAUGUGGAAUUCUUAGACCUGGGGACAAUAGUCUCAUUCUAGAGGGAAAAGAGUUUAAUAGGAGAGUAAGAGAUGCAUCAGGAAAGAUUCAGCAACAUUUAAUUGACAAAGUCUGGCCAAGCCUGCGUGUCUUGGCUCGUUCCUCUCCUACGGACAAGUAUACCCUGGUCAGAGGUAUCAUUGAGAGUAAAGUGAGCUCUAAUAGAGAGGUAGUGGCUGUCACUGGGGAUGGAACAAAUGAUGGGCCUGCUCUCAAAAUAGCUGAUGUUGGCUUUGCUAUGGGCAUUGCUGGUACUGAUGUCGCCAAAGAGGCAUCAGACAUUAUUCUCACUGACGACAAUUUUACUUCAAUCGUCAAAGCUGUCAUGUGGGGAAGGAAUGUGUAUGAUUCCAUUGCAAAAUUUCUGCAGUUCCAGUUGACAGUAAAUGUUGUUGCUGUCGUUGUGGCUUUUGUUGGUGCCUGUGCCAUUAAUGAUAGUCCUCUCAAGGCUGUACAAAUGUUGUGGGUGAACCUUAUCAUGGAUACUUUGGCUUCCUUGGCACUUGCAACAGAAGCUCCCACACCCGAUCUCCUGCUACGAAAGCCAUAUGGGCGCACUAAGCCUCUCAUCUCUCGCACCAUGAUGAAGAAUAUCCUUGGUCAAGCCAUGUACAUGAUUUGUGUUAUAUUUGUUUUGUUAUUUUAUGGUGAUAAGUUGUUAGACAUUGACUCUGGUCGUUAUGCUGACAUCCGUGACCCGCCAUCCCAGCACUUCACCAUUAUCUUCAACACUUUCGUCAUGAUGACUCUCUUCAACGAAAUCAAUGCACGGAAAAUUCACGGACAGCGCAAUGUGUUCCAGGGUUUCUUUACUAAUCCCAUUUUCUACAGCAUCUGGCUUAGUACACUAGCUAGUCAGAUUGUGAUAGUACAGUUUGGUAUGGCAUUUUCAACGCAAGCCCUGUCACUGGAGCUGUGGUUAUGGUGUCUGCUCUUUGGAUGUGGAGUGCUACUCUGGGGACAGGUUGUCACCUCCAUCCCAACCAAAAAGCUACCUAAGAAUGUAUUCUCGUAUGGAUCAGGGGAGCCUAUAAACGAUCCCAUUGCUGAUCUGGCCAGUGAAGACAAGCUGGAUUCGGACGGAAAGGACAGCAAGCGGACGGGUCAGAUUUUGUGGAUCCGUGGCUUGACCCGACUCCAGACUCAGGUCAUUGGAGGCACGUUGCAGGAGCGGCUGAUACCCGUACCGUAUAGCAAGACCUCCACAGACCAGGCUAUUCGAGUAGUUAAUGCGUUUCGGCAGGGGCUUGAUGCACGGCCUUCCAACCCAAACCUGGCGGCAGUGCUGAAGAAGCAGACGUCCCUGAGCAAACGGUUGUCCCAGGGGUCUUCACUGGAGUAUGCCGACAUGUGUCCGGAUCCAGAAGAAUUAACAGUGCCAGAGAUCGACGUUGAGCGUUUAUCCUCACACAGUCACACCGAGACUGCUGUGUAGGCCCUAGUGUAGGCCCCCAUGCCGCUUUCUCAGGGCCAACUGCACCUCCAGCAGCAGUAGCAGCACUGGCAGCAACAGUAGUGUGAUCAGCAGCAGCAGCAGCAGCAGCAACAGCCAUUAGCCACUACCGUAGUAGCUAGCGGGUGCCACCUGUGGUGUGGUGCCUAGGUGCUGGGCUCCGUCGCGACUGACAAUGACUGACUGCGAUAAUCAGGGUGGCUCGGGCGGGCUAAGGCGGUGACAGUUCAUGUUUGGGAGAGAGAGAGAGAGAGAAAAAAAAAAAAAACUGUGGGUGCUGUGCACACCUGUUAUUGGUGGCGGUGGGCUGCCUGGGCUCCCGUGAGUUGUCUUCCUGGGGGCCUGCUGUCCUGCAUCUACCCAGCCUGAACACACCCCUUAAGGGGCAUGCCCAACUGUCCCUCCGCCUGUGCCCACCUCUGGUGCACACCCACACUCACUGGUGUAAGCCAAGGACUCACUUUAACAGUGUGCCGCCGCGCCCGUUGUUUCAUCAUGUCCUACUGUUAAUAGUCUUGUGUAUAGUAAGGGUUGUUAUUGCAUAGUCUACCAAUUAUAGAUAUGGUAAAGGGUUUUUGCCAGAGGGUUAGAUCUGUUGAACAAUACUAAGGACAAAUUACCAUUAUACCUGUAGUCAAAGGACGUUUUAAAACUCUCUAAAGAAGUUGUGGAAACUUGUAUAUUCAUGAAUGUUCUUGGUUCUUGUUUUCUAAAACCAUGUUGGCUGUUCCUGAUACUAGAGUCUAUACAUCUCUGUUUUGUUUAUGUUUGGCAGUAUUGUUUUGUCCAUUUGCUGUGUAUGGAAGAUGAGACCUAGGUUGUAUGACUGGUGGUACCUCUUAGCUUAAGUGGUAUGAUCGUUGCAUUGCUACAAGUUGUGUGGUGGAGCCAGCCUUGUUAUGAGCCCGGCUUCACAACACAACCACUACUGAUGUCUAGGUUUAAUCAGACAUCUUUGCAUUUAAUACUAAUAAUCCUAACAUCAUGGGGGUCGUUUUUAUGGAGCAAUAGUUGUUUUGAAGUAUAUAUAAUAGUGAUGAUGCUUGUCAAUAAUUCAAUCACUGAAGGUAAUUGUCAUGUUAUGUAAUUAACAAUAUUACAAAUGAACUGGUGCACGGUUGUUCACGACCUUAUCACCUGUUAUAAUGUUGGCUAGCCAAUGGAACCAAUUUUAUUUGUUGUGCCCAUGUGAGGAGCACUCCAGAGGCCUGCAAUUGUGUACGGCCACCCUGGGAGUAAGCCCUAGGACUUUUUCAUGCCCCUGCAAGCACUAAGUACUGACCUAGGAUAUUUCCUUGGAUCUAGCUUCAGUGCUCUUGUUAAAAAAUGUGGAAACCCGUAGGGGAGCUUGACUUUACCCAUGGAAAUAUGGCAUUUAAACUUGCCAGUCAACAUCCCCGACCCCACCACCUGCUCUUACCUCCCCGCGCCCUCCCCAGAAAAAAAGAAAGAAAUCCCCAAAUCUCCCCCUCCCCCCUGUCUUUCCUCCCCUCUCCAUUCUCCAUCACCAUUCCCGGAAUCCCCCGCCCCCACCCUGCCCCCACCCCUAACUAUCACAUUUCACCACUCCAGGUUGACUCGAUGUCUGUUUGCGUGGUCUGCCCUCUACCAUCCUGUUCUUAGGUGUGGCAAAUAUGCAUUAGUUUUAAGUCAGUUCUCUGGGCUGUUCACCAAACCAUUACACAUAACAAAUUGUAGUCAAUAGCGAACAGUUAUUUCAUUCUUUUCCGUAGAGAAAGUGAAGGAUUUUCUAAAUACUGAAAUGUUGUAAAUCCAAUAAAUGUUAAUGUAAAAUGGUAGAGAUAACCAAGAUAAACCUUCUGUAAAUCUUCAGUAAAUCUUCAGUCAUUUUGUGAUGCUCGUCUCUUGACAUGUCAGCCACGACACUCCUUAACCUUAUGUUUGUCAACUAAUUCUAGGACUGAGGAAGUCUAAGAUCACUGGAAGUUUGAUAAGAAAAAGGCCUUGUACUUCUUCUCUUGUCCAUUAUCUGAUGUGUGUGUGUGUGGGUCCAUGGAUGGUUUGUGCAGUGUGGAGCUGCGAGGCCCAACAUGACUCCUGAGAAGCAAAGGAUAUGAGUCUGGCUUCCGUUGUGAUGAUGCUCUGUCACCAACCAUGCACUCGAACGCGCGUAGUACUUUAGAUUUUUCGUGGAUAUAAACAAAUGGCUUCUAUUGUUAAUAGGAAAGAACAUUACUUGUUGCGUUUGUUAACUUUAAAAAUACAGGUUUUCAAGAGUCCA
Messenger RNA from Penaeus vannamei (Pacific white shrimp), 6027 nucleotides. The record is from RefSeq and is a predicted model, not a curated record. NCBI's taxonomy places the organism in Eukaryota, Metazoa, Arthropoda, Malacostraca, Decapoda, Penaeidae.